Molecule: messenger RNA, 1494 nt
Organism: Diatraea saccharalis (sugarcane borer)
Lineage: Eukaryota; Metazoa; Arthropoda; Insecta; Lepidoptera; Crambidae
Source: the annotation of a GenBank genome assembly
AUGCAAGCUCCAUUCGUGCCUGACGUCUCCAGUCCAACUGACACAUCCAAUUUUGAUGUCGAUGACACUGACAUUAGGUUAUCGGAGGCGGUGCCGCCGCCGUCGGCUUCCUCGGCGUUUUCAGGCGUUCACCUGCCGUUCGUCGGGUUCACGUUCACCGCUGGCUCUAGACUUUCGGACCUCGGUGCUCCCGCAUCACCACUUAGCCCCGCCAAGAAUGCCGUCAAUCAGGCGCCAUGUAACGCGGGUGAUCGUGCAGCGCUCAAAGCGCUCGAGCGUGAGAACGCUCUGCUCGCCCAAACUAUCGCCGAACUACGAGCGAGCGGCACAACCGGUGAUACUGAUGCUCCUACUGACGAUUUAAUUCAACUGAAAGAAGAGCUAGCUGUACUAUCAAAGAGAAACGCCGAUCUGGAAGCCCAAGUGAAAUGCUACGAACAGUUAAACAGUGGGAUCACUGCUCAGGAUAUGACGUCGAGUCCACAAGAACUGGCACUGCGGUUACGCGAGCUCGAGUUAACCAUAAACAAUCUUACCGUCGAAAAGGAAGAACUUACCAAAGACAAAACAGACUCUUUGGAGAAACUUAAGCUGCAGGACAAAGAGCUGAAGGACGCGCUGGCGCAAAGGAAACUGGCAAUGGCUGAAUACAACGAGGUCACCGAUAAAUUGUCCGAACUGAGACAGCAGAAGCAGAAGCUGUCGCGACAGGUCCGUGAUAAAGAAGAGGAGUUGGAAGUGGCGAUGCAGAAGAUCGAUGCGCUCCGACAAGAUAUAAGGCGGGCAGACAAAGGCCGACGGGAAAUGGAGGCCAGGCUAGAUGCGGCCAUCGGGGAGGCCGCUAAGGAGCGCAAACUUCGCGAAGAGACUCUUCGUUCUCAACGUACCGAAUCAGUAGGUUCCACUGGUGCCGCUGCAGAUGUGGCCAGGUUACAGCACGAGGUCGAAACUUUAGAGAUGCAAUACAAGGAAUCUUUGGCUCAACAACAGGCUCGAUAUAACUCGGAGUUAGCAUCGCUCAGGGAUCAGUUGCAGGAGACGGAUGCCAUGCGGACUGUGCUCAACCGAGAGCUGCAGACGUCUAAAGAGAAGUUGGAAAACCGUCGAUUGGAACAACUAAGCGAUAAUGAAGACAGACAAAUGCUUAUCAAUGAGAAUAGGAAGCUAGCGAAAGAUCUGGAUGCGAUGGCGGAGAACGGACGGCGGUGGCAAGCAGAGAGAAGACAAAUGGAACUGGAACUCGAAGAGCUUCGAACCAAACGAGACUCUAUGCAACACUGGGAGACUCAGGUAUUUUAUAUACUACUGAUAUUAUCAUGUGAAAACUACGUAGCAGACUUUCAUAGAAGGGAUUUAUACAAUUUUGUUAUAUAUCUCUAUCCUCAAUUAUCUUGUUUUUUAAUACUUAAACAGCAAUAUUUAUUUGAAACAGCAAUUUUUAUUAGCCAAAAUCUUGAAAAUCAUCACGUUUUAUAUUCAAUUCCGCCAUUGUAA